AUGGCCACAGCCACCUUGCAACCUAGUCUGGAGCGCGCCUGGAACACACCCAGUUGGUCCCACACAAACAGCAGCCAUAUUAAGGCCGCCCAGCUCCGCGGCGACUCCGCGGCCGCGCUCUGCCCAGCAGGUGUAGGCACCGUGCGGGGCGCGGGUCCCGCUGCGGCGGCGCGGCCCCCACGUUUCCGCCGCUCGCGGGCCUGCCCCUCCGCGUCCCCGGCCCGCUCGGGGCGGGGUCGGCGGGGGCGGGGGGNGAAGACGGAGAACCUGCUGCGCUGUAGCCGCCGCCGCAGCUCCUUCUACUGCAGCAAGGAGCAUCAGCGCCAGGACUGGAAGAAGCACAAGCUCGUGUGCCAGGUCGGCGAGAACGUUCCUGCCCCCGGCACGGGCCAACCGCAGCAGCCGGGCCGCGCGCCGCCGCCCAGGGCCGCCGGAGCCAGGGAGGCCAGGAAGGCGUUGCCGCGCCGGGACCGAGCCGUCGAGGCCGCGGGCCCGCGGGCCUCCGGAGACGCGGCCAAGGCGAAGGCGAAGGCCAAGCCCACGGCCGACCCCGCGGCGGCCUCGUCCCCGCCCCGCGCGGCCCCCGGCGGCCAGGGUCGGGUAGCGGCGGCCGCCGAGGCGGAGCCCGCGAAGGAGGAGCUGCUGGCCCGCCCGUCGCUGUACCAGGAGAAGGCGAACCUGUACCCGCCGAGUAACGCGCCGGGCGAGGGGCUGAGCCACGGCGGCCUGAGGCCCAACGGGCAGACGAAGCCGAUGCCGGCACUGAAGCUGGCGCUGGAGUACAUCGUGCCCUGCAUGAACAAGCACGGCAUCUGCGUGGUGGACGACUUCCUGGGCAAGGAGACCGGCCAGCAGAUCGGCGACGAGGUGCGCGCCCUGCACGACACGGGCAAGUUCACGGACGGGCAGCUGGUCAGCCAGAAGAGCGACUCGUCCAAGGACAUCCGAGGCGAUAAGAUCACCUGGAUCGAGGGCAAGGAGCCCGGCUGCGAAACCAUCGGGCUGCUCAUGAACAACAUGGACGACCUGAUCCGCCACUGUAACGGGAAGCUGGGCAACUACAAAAUCAAUGGCCGGACGAAACCAAAGCCAGAAGAAAAAAGUUCCAUGCUCUACUUUUCCACAUUCCUUCAAGCUGGCCGCGCUCACUGCUCCUGCUGCUGACCUCCCAGUGCCAUCCUUCCCUUUCCGGAGGCUUUCUGGCGUCUUGGCACCACGCGCUCCACGCGCCCGCCCUGGGGCUGCUGUGGGAUCCCUGCAGGACAUCGUGAGGCGCUUCUGGUGCUGUCCAGGAGUAGGGCUGUGCUCACUCAAGAUGGCUUGUAGAUACAAAUCCACCUGAAAAGAAUUACGCAGAUUCUGAAAUUUAGGGAAACAUUGGAGAAAAUUGGAUGGUUCAACGUGACAGACAAGGAUAAGUUUAAAUUAAACUUCAGAAUAAAAUGAGGAACAGAACAUCUUGAUUUAAACCUGCUGUUGAAAGUAAAGCCACUGUAGAAAAUUGAGGAAGAAUGACCAUAAAAUAUCAAAAAUAAUUCCUGAUAUAUUGGUGCAAACAACUAUUUUCUGCCUUCUUGCUUUCCUUGUCACGCCUCAUUACAUCUGUGAGUUCUUUGACUGGUUUAUGCUCCCACAAUUCUACAUCCUUUUACAUCUAGCUUAAGUCCCAUUCCCCAUCCCCAUAUUUCCCUCAACCCUGAACCUCCAGUGAUCUCGCUUUUCUCAAAAACUUUAUAUAUCUUUUAUUCCUGAAGUAUCUUCUCUAGAAAGUUCUAAGGACAAGGAUACUCUUCUGUCUUACACAAGAUGGAAAACCUUUCAUUGUUCUUGUUAUUUAUUAUUCAUAUGUUAACACUCAGUAAAUUGCCCUCAACCUGUACCUCUCUCCUCCGCUGCCCCUCUUUCCAUGUCAUCUAACUACUGUAAGACUUUUUGGAAGUCUAUGAGCAUUUUCAUCCUAUUGUGGUCAACUCUCCUUUCUAUGCUUACUAUGCUAUUUCUAGUCCCUAUUUUCCAGAUAAAAAUAUCCCCGCCAACGUGACCUGUACUAUUUUUAACUGCAAGUACUGGGAGAAAGUUCUGAAAGUGAAAUGAAGUUUUAGCCACUGUGCUAGAACCCUACACAUCCAUGAAUCUCAUGGGGAAAGGCAUGUACAUCUUUCCUCCUCCAAUCUGCAGUGAGAAUCCCCAGGGAACAUGUGUCACUUUAGAACAAGCUACAUAGUAGACGCGAUGCUGAAAGUGACCUCUCACACACUCAUCUUGAAGCUUGUGCCUAGUAAGCUGACACAAAGCUCAUCAUGUGUAUACCAUGGGAUUGAUGUGUAAAAUAAGUUUUUGAAGAGAAAAAUUAUCAUAGUUUUGA
Odocoileus virginianus texanus is the source of this 2365-nucleotide messenger RNA. The record is from RefSeq and is a predicted model, not a curated record. NCBI's taxonomy places the organism in Eukaryota, Metazoa, Chordata, Mammalia, Artiodactyla, Cervidae.